AUGGCGUGCCCGUACCUGAAACAUGAUCCCGAGGUCUACGUCCAAAGACGGUGCCGCGGGGCCGCCUUUAAGUCCAUUAGCAGACUGAAAGCCCAUCUACACAGUAACCACUCCCAAGACCCGAACUGCCUGCGCUGCCGCAGGGUCUUCACGACGGACGAGGAUGUGCACAGGCACAUGGAGUCAGAAGACUGCGAACGCGUCAAGGACGUCGUUGUUGAAGGAUUCGACAGGGACCAGAAGGAGAGGCUACAAAGCAAAAAGCGUGGGGGAGUGGGCGUGAAAUCCGACGAGGAGAAGUGGAAAGACAUCUUCCGGAUCCUCUUCCCGGAUUGUGACGAAAUCCCGGGCCCGUACUACAGCCUGAGCUUUGAUGAACCACUUGAGAGCCGGUCCACGUCUCAAUCGGAACGGCGUGAUGCAAAGCGCCGUCUGCCUGACGACAAUAUAUCACAGCUCGAGGAGGAGACAUCCCUCAAGAUUCGAAAGAUCACCGACGGCGACCUCAGCGAGACGAAGCAGCGCGAGCUCGUGGCGGCCAUCGUCCAGGACAUCUUGCUGCCUAGGAUCCGCCAGUCAUGCAAGGGCGAAGAGCAGCCUGCGGCGGAGUCGGCAGCUGCCGUCGUACCCUCAGCGGACGUGGAGGGCUCAUUCGGCACCGGGCUCAAGAGCCAGAACAGUCUCGGUGCCGGCUUGGGGGAGUCGCUGAGCUCGUGCAGCUCCGGAGCGAUCUCGCAGCUGAUGGCACAUCCGGCAGAGCCCGGUGAUUCUGUCGUUCCGGGCAAUGGUGCCCGCGACGAAGGUGUUUUGAACGUUCCACAGACGGUGUCGGGGACAGGGAUAGAGGAGGAGCCGUUGCCGCUGGACGUUUUCGGCGAUUCUUUUGACCUGGGGCUGCUUUACUCGUACGACCCGAGUUUCGGCGACUGGGCCAUCGGGAUCGAGACCGACCCCGCGGGAAUAAGCACCAGGUGGGUGAGCGACCCGGUCGAUAUCCAGCCCAGGGCCGCUGUUCCGUGGGACGACAGCGUUACACUCGAGGGACAGCCCAUCGAUGGUGCCCUCCCGGAAAGCGAGCUGGCAAAUGAACAUGUGUCAGGCGUGUCCAGGACAGAAUCUUUGACAACAAGGUUUGGAGAGGAAAGUUUCAGCUGGGUGGACGGGGAAUUGCCGUCGCGGCCGUAG
Colletotrichum destructivum is the source of this 1185-nucleotide messenger RNA. RefSeq lists its product as uncharacterized. The transcript is spliced from 3 exons. The record is from RefSeq and is a predicted model, not a curated record. Lineage: Eukaryota; Fungi; Ascomycota; Sordariomycetes; Glomerellales; Glomerellaceae. Bases 1 to 1185 code for a protein of 394 amino acids.